Linnemannia hyalina is the source of this 282-nucleotide messenger RNA. The record is from the annotation of a GenBank genome assembly. NCBI's taxonomy places the organism in Eukaryota, Fungi, Mortierellomycota, Mortierellomycetes, Mortierellales, Mortierellaceae.
AUGCACAGCGGUAUUCCUGCUCCCGAUCGCGACGACAAUCCAAAGUGGAACGUGUCGGAUCUCCUUCGUGGCAUCACUCCCAAGAGCAUGUUGAUUGAAUGGUCCGCGGUCUUCCGAACCCCUAUGUCCGUCGCCAAGACGAUCCUGCACAAGUUUGUUGGCCACCUGGAGAUGCAAGCCUCGGAGCUGAUCUGGAAACCCCGGAGAUCCGCGACGAUCGCGUGGGAGCAGACCCAAGGAAUCUCUGCCAAAGACAAGACGUCCAAAUACAUGGGUCUCUAA